AUGGAUGAAAGUGCUCUUUUAGAAGCAAUUGAGCGCUUGAAAAUAGAUUCUCUUUAUUUAAUUGAACAUGAUGAAGCCUCUUCUGAAGCAUCUUGGAAAAAAAUGCUUAAAAAACAAGAUAAUUUGCUUGAAUAUCAAUUGACAAGAAUAUGGGUUUUUGAAAUGGUGAAUUCAGUGUCUGAAAAUUGCGUAUUAGCAUUUAUAAUUGGUCUUUCUGAUACAAAAAUCGAUUUGGUGUCCUUGGCAGGACCUUUAGAGUGCACAGCAUUGCGAAAAGCUUCUUCUGAAUUGGUGUUUGAUAUUCUUAAUGUGAAAAAAGAGGAAGUGUCACCUCUCUGUAUUACAAAAGAGAAUGCAUCAAAGAUACGGGUUGUUUUAGAUUCACGAAUAUCUCUUGAGAGCCGAUUACUUGCAUUUCGUUUGUUAUCAACAUGUAGAACUAUAUUUUUUACACAUUCUCAGUUGUUAGAUCAUUUCUUACAUCUGGGUGUUUGGAAAACUGAUUUAUUAUUAAAACAGCAACAGAAGGUUCCUCCAAAGUCUACGCUUAAUUUUUCUAAAGAGUCUAAACAUGAUAAUAUACUAAUUGGAAUUACUGUUAAAAAAAAUGAUGAUUUUUCUGAAUGGUAUCGUCAAGUAUUGAUUAAAGGAGAUAUGGUAAGUUUUAAGCGUAUUACUUUUUAUUUUCUUAAUUCAUAUUUGAUCGACUAUUAUGAUAUUUCGGGGUGCUAUAUAUUAAAACCAGCAUCUUAUUACAUAUGGGAACAAAUACAGAAAUGGUUUGAUAUGCAAAUUAAGAAAUUAGGAGUAGAAAACUGUUAUUUUCCUAUGUUUGUAUCCUCAAAAGCUCUUGGAAAAGAAAAAGAUCAUAUAGAAGGAUUUGCUCCAGAAGUUGCAUGGGUUACAAAAGCUGGAAAUUCUAAUCUUGAAGAGCCAAUCGCUAUUCGUCCAACAUCUGAGACGAUUAUGUAUCCUUAUUUUUCUAAAUGGAUAAGAAGUUAUCGUGAUUUACCAUUAAAACUUAAUCAAUGGAAUUCUGUCGUCAGAUGGGAGUUUAAACAUCCACAACCUUUUUUACGAACUCGGGAGUUUUCUUGGCAAGAGGGUCAUACAGCAUAUCUAGAUAAAGAAGAAUCGGAGAAAGAGGUAUUUAAUAUUUUACACUUAUAUGAAAGAAUAUAUGUCGAAUUGCUUGCAGUUCCAGUUAUUAAGGGUAUAAAAUCAGAAAAAGAAAAAUUUGCUGGUGCUGUCUUCACGUCAACAAUUGAAGGAUUCAUUCCAGCUACUGGGAGGGGUAUUCAAGCUGCAACUAGUCAUUCAUUGGGACAGAAUUUUAGCAAAAUGUUUGAUAUUUCUGUAGAGGACCCAAAUGCAAAAUUAGAUGAUGAAAAGGCUAAACUUUAUGUUUGGCAAAACUCGUGGGGUCUUUCAACAAGAGCAAUUGGGAUUAUGGUAAUGACUCACAGUGAUGAUAAAGGAUUGGUAAUGCCCCCUAGGGUCUCAAGAACUCAAAUUAUUGUAAUUCCUUGUGGAAUUACUGCUAAAACUACUACUGAACAACAAAAAAUGAUUAUGGAUGGUAUUUCAAAUAUUGUUAAUACUCUUAAAAAGGGGGGGUUUCGUGUUAAAUCAGAUUUACGUACAACAUAUUCUCCAGGUUGGAAAUUUUCUCAUUGGGAAAUGAUGGGAGUUCCUUUACGAUUGGAAUAUGGGCUUAUGGAUCAUGAGGCAUUACAAGUGGUUGCUGUUCGUCGAGAUACGAGUAUGAAAACUAAGAUUCCUCUUUCACAAUUAUUAUCUUCUGUUUUCGAUUUGUUAGAAACAAUUCAAUCUGAUUUAUACAAAAAAGCAAAAAAACAAUAUGAUGAAAACGUUCAAAUUGUAUAUCAGUGGGAAGAUUUUGUUCCUUUACUUAAUAAAAAAAAACUUUUACUUAUUCCUUGGUGUAAAAGAUCUUUAUGUGAAGAAGAAAUUAGAAAAAAUAGCACUAGUGAAUCAAGUACUGGUUCAGAAGAUGAAAAUAUGUUAGCUAUGGGCGCAAAAAGUCUUUGUAUUCCUUUAGAACAACCGACUGGUGAACAUCUCUUGAAAGAAGGUGUUAUUCAUUGUACUGCUUGUGGAGAAUUAGCAAUAACAUUUGCACUUUUUGGUCGAAGUUAUUAG
Molecule: messenger RNA, 2163 nt
Organism: Pneumocystis jirovecii RU7
Lineage: Eukaryota; Fungi; Ascomycota; Pneumocystomycetes; Pneumocystales; Pneumocystaceae
Product: proline-tRNA ligase
Exons: 9
Coding region: 1-2163 (720 amino acids)
Biological process (GO): prolyl-tRNA aminoacylation
Cellular component (GO): aminoacyl-tRNA synthetase multienzyme complex; cytoplasm
Molecular function (GO): proline-tRNA ligase activity; ATP binding; aminoacyl-tRNA deacylase activity
Source: RefSeq, a predicted model, not a curated record